Olea europaea var. sylvestris is the source of this 1744-nucleotide messenger RNA. Its product is annotated as zinc finger CCCH domain-containing protein 20-like. Gene Ontology annotation, molecular function: metal ion binding. NCBI's taxonomy places the organism in Eukaryota, Viridiplantae, Streptophyta, Magnoliopsida, Lamiales, Oleaceae. Bases 313 to 1440 code for a protein of 375 amino acids. The record is from RefSeq and is a predicted model, not a curated record. The transcript has a single exon.
CAAUCCCAAUUAGAAGGCCGACAAACUAUGUGUACACGAGACAUUUUUCUUUCAUGUUUGACACUCUACUGCCUUAUCGUAACUUUAGCCAGUCGGUUAAUAAACCACAAGUUAAAACCAACUCCUUAAACCGAUAUGCCCGUCACAUAAAUCCCUCACGGCCCAACAAAAACAAAUUCUCAGUCCUGCAAAGAUACAAAAUCUAGUGUCCUUAUCCAAUUUACACGCGUACGAUUAUCGUACCACCUUCUCCCUUAACCAGGGUUUAAAUUCACCUAACAAUGGUUAAAUCUCAUUAGUCCAGCAGUAUAUAUGCAACCUGAACCAGUUCGGCAUCACCACCAAACUAUGAUGAUCGGAGAAAGAAACCAAGAUGGGCUGACUGUGCAUGUACCUCCAAUUCCAUGGUCCUUCACCACGGAUGAUCCGGCCUCUUACAAUCUUAGCCCUAAUAUGAACAUUAACGGCGGCAGCGCCACCGAUGACUGCUCUAUUUUCACGGCGUUGCAACGCUAUUUGCCAUCGAACUCGAUCAGGGAAGGAGAUUUGACGGUGGACGCGUACACAUGUGAUCAUUUCAGGAUGUUUGAAUUUAAGGUAAGGAAAUGCUCACUUGGGAAGUCACAUGACUGGACGGAGUGCCCGUACGCUCACCCUGGCGAGAAAGCUCGCCGGAGGGACCCCCGGAAAUUUCAUUAUUCCGGAAGUGCGUGCCCGGAGUUUCGUAAAGGGAAUUGUAGAAAGGGUGACGCGUGUGAAUACGCGCAUGGUGUGUUUGAGUGCUGGCUUCACCCUGCGCGCUAUCGUACGCAGCCAUGCAAAGAUGGGCUUAACUGUAAGAGAAGGGUUUGUUUCUUUGCUCACUCGACUGAUCAGCUUCGGGUUCUGAGUCCACGAGCCGAGUCGUACGACGGCUCGCCACACCGACUCGCUUUUAUGUCAUCGUCUGAUUCGGGUUCUCCACCGACUGAGUCGCCGCCAAUGUCUCCGAUGACCUCUGCCACCGCCACCUCUAUCAGUUCCCUCAGCCGGUCGCUGGGCUCCAAUUCAAUCAACGAAAUGAUCGCUUCUUUGCGUCAGCUGCAGUUGAAUAAAGUGAAGUCUAUACCACCUUCUAGGAAUCUGCAAGUAGGGUGUUCUUCCUCUGGGCUAGGUUCGCCCCGGUUUCCAAUAACCCGACCCGGAUGCUUCAGUCUGCCAACGACUCCUACCAAGUCUCUGACACGGGCUAGUUUAGGAUACGCAGAUCCCUGGGAAAAGGAUGUUGGGUACGAGGAGGAGCCAGCUAUGGAGCGGAUUGAGUCAGGGAGGGAUUUAAGGGACCAGAUGUUCGAGAAAUUGAGCAAGGAGAAUCCAUUGGGCAACUGGCCGAGUCUGAACGCAAACCAGGCUCAGGUCCCGAACCAUGACGUCGACUGGGUUUCCGAUAUGUUAAACUAAAUGGUUCCUACCUUUGGGCCUCACUAAUGAAUCGGUCCUCAACUUUUCGCUUUAUUUUUCUCUUUAACUACUUAAUCAGUCUUAAGACAAUGGAUGUCGUUUGAUCAUAACAUAAUCGACUUUAUAAGGCUAGUGUCUGUUCUGAAUCUGGACUAAUGUUCUAGAAAUCUGGAUUUCGACUAUGUUUAUAGUUGUUUCAUGGCAUACAAUUGCCUUAGUUUGUAAAUAUUAUUUUCAGUAACUUCUGAUAAGUUGUAAGAGUAUUUUUAUUUGUUGAAGUUUGAUGAGAUAUUUCGCCUUUUAA